Owenia fusiformis is the source of this 3064-nucleotide messenger RNA. NCBI's taxonomy places the organism in Eukaryota, Metazoa, Annelida, Polychaeta, Sabellida, Oweniidae. The record is from the annotation of a GenBank genome assembly.
GACCCUUGAAAGCCUAUGCUGAGACUACAACACUCUUAAUGACUUCUUCAGAUCUAUGGUUAAAAGAAACCUUCCUGGUUGGCCCCUGUACCCCCCUAGGAAUUCCCUUUAUGUUGAAAUACCCUGGGGCGAUCUCUUUAAUGGAGUGAAUGUAGCAUCGUUUAGGAUUACCUGAUAGUGUGUUUCAUUACGGCGAGUAGAAAUCGGCAAUUCAAUAGUGGAGUAGUAUCAGAACUAAAAUCACGCUAAAAACACGAACAGUAGAAAACAAAUAACUCACGUUCGCUAAAACACUGCAAGUUCAAGGAUGGCUGCUCUGGAAGACGAAGACGUCUUAGAAGAUGAGUUUUCAGACGGUUUACUAGAGUUUCCAGUAGAAGUUCAAGAAGCUAUUGAUCAGGUAUUCCCAAGUACAGACCCCUUAGACAAAGCUGAUUUUAAUGCAGUGGAGUACAUCAACAGUCUCUUCCCCACUGAGCAGUCCCUCACUAACAUUGAUGAUGUUGUAGGACAGAUACGCUUCAAGAUAAGGAAUCUUGACAAUGAGAUCCGCACAGUGGUACGAGGUCAGACAAAUGUAGGCGAGGAUGGUAAAGGAGCCUUGGAGGAGGCACAGAGAGCCAUUCAACAACUGUUUACACGUAUUAAAGAUAUAAAGGAUAAGGCUGAAAAGUCUGAAGAAAUGGUAAAAGAGAUCACGAGGGAUAUCAAGCAGUUGGACCACGCCAAGAGGAAUUUGACAUGCUCUAUCACAACACUGAACCAUCUACACAUGCUCGUGGGGGGUGUUGACUCCUUAGACAAUUUGAUUAGGAGACGACAGUAUGGUGAGGUGGCUAACCUGCUUCAGGGUGUCCUCAAUGUAUUAGAACACUUUAACAAGUACAUGCAGGUUCCACAAAUAAGACAGCUUGCUGAUAGGGUGAAACAGAUGCAGUCGGAGCUAGCAGUCCAGAUAAGAUCCGACUUUGAAGAUGCAUUCCAAGGCCCCAAUGCUAAGUAUGGUCCUACAAACCAGGCCCAGUUAGCCGAAGCCUGCUUAGUUGCAAAUGUACUUGAGCCUAAAGUGAAGAAGGACCUCCUAGACUGGUUUGUGAGAAUACAGCUAUCGGAGUAUCUGGUGUUGUUUGGAGAAAACCAAGAUGUUGCAUGGCUGGACAAGAUUGACAGGAGAUAUGCAUGGAUUAAGAGAACUCUGGUUGAGUUUGAGGAAAAUUUGGCCGCCUGUUUCCUAUGGACUGGGAAGUGAGUGAGCGUAUAGCAGUUGAGUUCUGCCACGUUACAAGGAAAGAACUUGCAAAAUUAAUGGCCAAGAGAGUAACAGAAAUUGAGGUGAAGCUCCUCCUAUUUGCUAUCCAGAGAACUACAAACUUUGAGACAUUGUUGACAAAAAGGUUCACAGGAGUAACUGUACUGGGAGAGGCGACUGUAAUCCCUUCUCCACCUCCCUCUACCAAGCCCGUCUCUACCAACCCAUUUGAAGAGCCAAACUCCACCAAUCCCUUUGACGUGGACUCAUCAGCCGAUGAGGCACAACCGCCAUCUGAACCAGCUGUUCUGGUGGAUGCCCCCACUCCACCAGCAAACCCCUUCAUUGGGAUAAUAUCCAAGUGUUUUGAGGCACAUCUCAACAUAUACAUAGAGUCGCAAGACAAGAACCUAUCAGAACUCAUAGGAAGAUUCGUGGAGGAUUUCCGCAAACAUGGGGUGCCUAAAUUAGAGUCGGAGGAAAGUUCUACGAUUCUUCCAAGCUGCGCUGAUCUUUUCGUCUUUUACAAGAAAUGUAUGGUACAAUGUGCGCAGCUGAGCACUGGACAGUCCAUGCUGGAUCUUUCCAGAACAUUCCAAAAAUAUCUACGAGAAUAUGCCAUCACUAUGCUUGUCAACAACCUGCCAAAAAUCAGCACUCAAACAAACCCUACAUCAGCGAUGGGUUUGAUAAAGGAAAUCCUUAAAGAUGAGGAAACUCCCAGUAGCAAAUUCACAGAGGAGGAACAGUGUAGGGUUUGUAGCAUAUUGUGCACUGCUGAGUAUUGUAUGGAGACCACUCAGCAGUUAGAGGAGAAACUAAAGAGUAAAGUAGACCAAGACUUGUCAGAUAAGAUAAGCCUGCACCAGCAGAUGGACAUGUUCUCCAACGUCAUCUCUAACUGCAUACAGCUGUUGGUCCAGGACCUAGAGGGUGCUUGUGAACCUGCCUUGAUUAUCAUGUUUAAGAUGUCAUGGAAUAACAUGGAGUCAGUUGGAGACCAGAGUAGUUACGUUAGCACAAUCAUAGCACACCUAAAGCAGAACCUGUCCAUCAUUAGAGACAACCUGGCAUAUUCUAGGAAAUACUUCACACAGUUCAACAUCAAGUUUGCCAACUCUUUCAUUCCAAAGUUUAUCAACAAUAUCUAUAGAUGUCGCCCUAUAAGCACUGUGGGGGCAGAGCAGUUGUUGCUGGACACCCACUCCCUGAAAACAGUCCUCCUAGACCUCCCAUCUCUGGGCUCGCAAGUGGGACGUAAAGCACCAGCAAGUUACACAAAGAUAGUUGUGAAGGGCAUGACGAAGGCAGAGAUGAUAUUGAAGGUUGUCAUGUCGCCACAUGAUCCACCCCAGGGAUUCGUUGAUAACUACAUCAAGUUACUGUCAGAGCAUGACAUAAAUGAUUUCCAGAAAGUCCUUGAGAUGAAGGGUUUGAAGCGUAAUGAUCAAAGUGCAAUGUUGGACAUUUAUCGCAGUAGAAUACCUUCCCCUGGCCCCGGAGGUCCUACUAUGAAUCAGAGACCCCCUCAACAGAGAGCGGGAGCUCAGCCUGACCAGGAAUCAAGCAGAAUCAAAAAACUAGAAAAGUUGAUCAAGAAAAGACUCUAGUCUAAAUGUUUUGGAAAAUACUCAAGAACUGAAAUAUAAUGAUGCAUUUCAGCAGGCCCAUAGCCAGGGGUUCGAUGGGUUCAAGUGAACCCCCCCCCCCCCCCUUGGCCAAAAAUCUUUCAAAAUCAUGCAGUUUUUCACCAUUCUGAGCACUUUUUAAGUGAUUUUGGCCAUUUUUGGAUCUAAAUUGUCACAAGUGAACCCC